This is a messenger RNA of Rhopalosiphum maidis (corn leaf aphid), 936 nucleotides long. Its product is annotated as fibronectin type 3 and ankyrin repeat domains protein 1-like. The record is from RefSeq and is a predicted model, not a curated record. Gene Ontology annotation, molecular function: protein binding. Lineage: Eukaryota; Metazoa; Arthropoda; Insecta; Hemiptera; Aphididae.
GUUUAUCAUUAAAAAUUUUAAUUUUUCAGUUUAUUUUUUAAAGAAUUAAUAUGGUCUUUAAGUUAAAUUUGAAGUUGUUGAAUGUUGAUCGUCGAUCUGUUGAUUUAGAAUGGAACAAGCCAGAAGAUGUUCUAAAGCCCCUGUUCAAAUUGCUUAUGAAUGAUAACAAUCAAAAUUCUAUGGUUAUAUAUAGAGGAUUUCAUAAUUAUUUCUGUGUUAAAAAUUUAUCUGGUGGCCAUCAUUACAAAUUUAAGCUGCAGAUGGAGUCACAAAAUCCAAGUUCAGAGAAUUCAAUAUUUGAGAUAGCUACAGUCAGUUGUACUACAAAAAAUGAUUGUCCAAGUAUCACUGCAUUUCAUCAUAGUGCCUAUCAAAAUUUACCAUUGCUCUUUCAGGAGUUCUUAGAUACAAGAGCUCAUGAUAUAAACAUAUACAACGAGUUGGGUGAAUGUGGUUUGUCCAAAGCAUGUGCAGCUGGCCAUAACGAUAUGGUACUUACUCUGUUACAACAUGGAGCAGAUGUGAAUUUACCAAAUUUGUACACUAAAAUUACGCCAUUGAUGACCGCUGCUUACCAUGGUCAUAGCGAUAUAAUAAGAAUAUUAGCUCGCAAUGAUGCCGACUCUAGUUUAAGAGAUAUAAAUUUAAAAACAGCACUUCAUUAUGCAGUAGAUGGAUCUCAUAAUGAUGCAGUUAAGAUGCUUCUGGAAGGAAAUUGGGGUGAUGUAAAUUCAGUAGACUCUAAAGGUUGGACUCCAUUAAUGAGAGCAGUAUUGAUGUUUGCCAAUUUGGAUGUGAUCAAAACCCUAAUUUCAUAUGGUUCAGAUUUAAGUAUUAAAGAUAAAAAUAAUCAAGAUAUUUGGCAGUUGGCUCAUUUAUCAAAUAAUUGGAAAGCCUUAGAAAUAUUACCAGAUUAAAUUAUGAGGUUUUCUCACG